GGGGGAAAGACCUGGAGUCAUGUGACAGCGGCGGCGAAGAGAGAGAGAGCCGGCUCCAGGGAGUCUCCUGCAGAUGCUGAGUCUGAGCAAAGCGAAGAGGAAGUCCGUAUUUUUCACUUCUCUGUGCAUGAUUCAAAGGUUUCGGAUUUGAUGUCAUUUGCCUCACAGAAUGGCUGACUAAGUGCUGAGGCUGUGGUUCUCUUUUUCCAGUCUUCUGUCUGUGUGGCGAUGGCGUUCUGUGAAGCCACGAUCAACAGAGACCAACAGGAUUGGAACUGGAACCCAGAGGCUGAGGAGAAGACCAGUCUGCUGCAGAAUCCGGCAAGCCGUGUUGGGAAACGGGAAGGAGGCACGCCAGCCCACGGGGCUGUGUUCAUCGUGGUGAAUGCCGCCCUUGGCGCCGGGCUGCUGAACUUUCCCUACGCUUUCUUUGUGGCUGGGGGAGUGGUGACCGGCAUCGUCCUGCAGCUGUGUUUAGUGUUGUUUAUCAUCGCUGGCUUGGUAAUUCUGGCCUACUGCUCACAGGUCAGCAGCAAGACCACUUAUCAGGAGGUGGUGAGGGCAGCCUGCGGGCCAGUGAUAGGCACUGUCUGUGACAUCCUCAUCGCUAUUUACACCUUUGGCACCUGCAUCGCUUUCUUAAUCAUCAUUGGAGAUCAGCUGGAUAAGAUAAUUGGGGCAUUGAUGCACACGCCUGAGGGAGAUGCUUCAGUCAGUGGUCACUGGUACAGUGACCGCAAGUUCACCAUUUCAGUCAUUUCACUCCUGGUCAUCCUACCCCUCUCCAUCCCCAAAGAGAUCGGCUUCCAGAAAUAUGCCAGUACCCUGAGUGUGCUGGGCACUUGGUAUGUGACCAUCAUAGUCAUCGUUAAAUACAUCCUGCCAGAUCAAGAUAUCCACACUGGGGAUAUCCCUACCAGCCCUUCCUCCUGGAUGGCCGUGUUUAAUGCUAUUCCAACCAUCUGCUUCGGAUUCCAGUGCCAUGUGAGCAGUGUGCCAGUGUUUAGCAGUAUGGAGCGGCCAGGGCUACAGCGUUGGAGCUGGGUGGUGACAGCGGCUGUAGUGAUCUGUCUGUUUGUGUACACAGGCACAGGGGUCUGUGGUUUCCUGACAUUUGGCUCCAGUGUAAAUGUCGACGUGCUGCUGUCCUAUCCGUCGACCGAUAUCUCUGUCACCAUUGCUCGUGCUGCUAUCACCCUCUGUGUGGUCACAUCCUACCCCAUCCUUCACUUCUGCGGCAGGUCUGUGAUUGAAGGACUUUGGGUUCGUUACGUGGGGGAGGACGUGGACCUGUCCCGGGAGAGACGCCGCCGGUUGCUGCAGACCCUUGUCUGGUUCUCCCUCACUCUGGUCCUGGCACUUUUCAUCCCAGACAUUGGGAAAGUGAUCUCUGUGAUUGGGGGCUUGGCAGCCUGCUUCAUCCUCGUCUUCCCAGGACUGUGCCUGAUUGAAGCAAAGCUAGCAGAGAUCCAGCAUGUCGAUUCCAGCAGGUGGUGGGCCUCAGUGCUGUGCGGGAUCGUCAUGGUAUGUGCAGGAGCUUUCAUCUUUGGCCAGAGUACAGUGAACUCUAUCUUCCAGGACCUCCGUAACUGAUCACCAGACCCUGUAGCCCCCUGUUUAUCCUCCUUUUGCAAUGUUUUCCACAGUACACAGGUGACCAGUUGAUGCAAUCCGAAAGGCAUUGAAAUGAAGCCCCUGCGCAAUGUUUACACGGAUGCUGCUGGGACCUGUCAGCCGAGACGCAACUAUAAUCACCCGUGUUGUCAGAGGAUCAGACUCUGCAAUAAAUUGGUGCUCUAUUAUUUCCUGUUCGGACUGUUGCAAUCCCGGUGAUUCUGACACUCUUGGGCAUUGGUGUGUCACAGGAUAUCUUUUUCUAACCCUUGAGGUCUUCUGCUACCUGUUUACCUGCCUCCUUUGGAAGCUGCUGCCUGUGUAGAGGAGGCAGUGAGGUGACUCAGACUGCACUGCCUUGACUGUGAUCGCAGGAGUGUUUGUAACAUCUUUUGGAAAUGAGUCCCCAGGGCCUGGUUCAGUGCAGCAGCUCACAUUCCACCUUUAGAAACUGUACCAUUUCUUGACCAAAGGUUUGUGUGACUUUGACCCCGUGCAGGAAGUAGCUGAUGAUCAUUUUCUUUCCAGAAAGUUUGUUUUUUGUCCAGAGCCCUCCCAUUUGUCAGGAGAUCUUUCCGUCCCACCAGGUGAGACGCGCCCCCCCCCCCCCCCUCCAAGAUUUAAACUUCUAGAUCAGCACCAAGUGGAGAUGAGUGAGUUUCUGAUCAUUUCGUUUCUGCUCGUGGUUGAACGGAGACUUUUAUCCAUGUCAAGACAAGCCAAGCCAUGCAUUCCAAUGUGUGUGUUAUGGUUGUAUAAAGUGAGAUGAUUGUUCAAAAUGUUUGCGAACGACUGCUCCUUAUGAUGAGAUUUUAACAUGUCAGUUCCUGAUUAAAUGGUCACUUUGGCAGUACAGGAAUACGGUGCUUGAGAUCACCAGAACAGACUCAAGAGGCUGAAUGGCCCCUAAUUCAUUUGGUUCUAAAUUCUUUGCCUACAUCUAGGGGAUGGUCAUUCGUUGCCCAGUGCUGUCAGUGUCUCCCAUGAGUAGGAAGGGAGUGUUGCCAGUGAAAUGAUUGAAGGAGGGAGGGAAGAUCUGAUUUGUGGUUCUUGAACAAUGGAGCAGGUUUGGUUUCAUAGCGCACAAUCGGGCAGCUUUCCAGCCGCACGUUCCAGAUUGUAGACACUGGGUGUGUGUGGACAGCUGUAAUCCAGCCUCUCUUUUCAGGCAGGCCUCCAAAAGCCCCAAUCAGCUGGCCAGUGUUGGUGACCUACUGUGGGACUUUCAAAGGUAAUGACUGAAAAUCACUGCCAUCUAAUCAUUCUCCACUUUUAGUAAACUUUUGCUAGGUUCAUCUCCAUUUAAAAAUUGCUGUGCUUCAAAAUAAUCUUAAGAACAGAAGCCUUCAUCCAUUUUUCCUCUCUUUUCAAAAUGUUCUAAAUUCCAAACCUAAUGUUUUUGACGAAACCCUGUCUGCCUAUUCCAGCUGAUUGCACGAGAAUAUUCAUUCUUGCUACAAUGGAAGCAAAUCAGCUGCACAAUCCCAAGGAGUCCUCGUUUAGUACUGAGGUAGCCAAACAUACCCAAGGCUUAAAGACUCAGUGGCCAGUUCCUCUACAACUGCUCCCUUUUACUAUCUAAUCUAUUAUCCUCACCACCACCUCUUCUCUAAUUCUGACCUUCACCAAAAUUCCUUCAUCUGGCAGAUUUGCAUUCUGCUCUCUGGAAGCUCAGUUUUGGAAUUUUCAUGCCUCCUCUUCCAUUCAGACACUCUUUGACCAAGGCCUCUGUGGCCUUUCCCUGUGUUACUCAGUUUCAGGAUUUGCUUAAUGAUCAACCUUAUGAAAUGGCUCGGAAUGUUUUGCUGGUUGAUUCUAUACAAAUGCAAAAAAUCGUUCAUGAGCUGGGUGGAGAAGGGGGCACGGGAUGUUCAUCAUUCACUUGCUGCCCUGGCCAGCAUUUAUUGCCCAUCCCUAGUUGCCCUUGAAGGGGUGUAGUGAGCUGCCUCCUUGAUUUUGCUGCAGGUUCAGGGGCUUCGUGCUGAAGGUUGACCCACAGUGCUACUAGGGAAGUAAUUUCAGAAUUUUUACCCAGCAUUACUGAAGGAAUCUGCCAUAUAUUUUGAAGUCUGAAUGGUGUUCCCAUGUAUCUGCUGCUGUUGCGCUUCCAGAUGGAAGCGGUCAUAGAUUUGAAAGGUGCUAUCUAAGGAACCUUGGUGAAUCCUUGCAGUGCAUCUUGUAGGUGGUAUGUACAAUGGUGAGUGAAUGUUGAAGAUGGUGGAUGUAGUGCCAAUCAUAUGGGCUACCUUGUCCGGGAUAGUGUCUAAUUUGUGUUGGGGCUACACUCAUCUAGGCAAGUGGGGAGUAUUCCAUCACACUCCUGACUUGCAUUUUGUAGACAGCAGACAGACUGUAGGGAGUCAGGAGAUGAGUUUCUCAUUAAAGAAUUCCUAGUUUAAGAUCUGCUCUUAUCGUCAUGGUGUUCAAUUCAGUUUCUGUUCAAUGGUAACCCUCAGUGUUGAAAGUGGCAGCUUCAGUGAUGGCAAUGUCAUUGAGUGUCAAGGGUGAUGGAUUCUCUCUAGUUGGAGAUGGUCAUUGUCUGGCACUUCGUGUAGUCUGUUAUUUGCUGCUUGUCAACCAAGCCUAGAUGUUGUCAGUCUGAGCUGAUUACUAAUCGCUGAUCCACUGGCCAGUGUAACCUAGCGGAGACCAGUUGACACCAAGAGAUGAGAGCAGCAUUGUGUAAAUGAUGCAUUGCUGGAGUAAAUGCCCUUCAGGGGAGAAACUGUCAGCUUGUUCGAGCUGAAUGAUGCUCCACGUGGCAGUGCCAGCUUUCUGGGUAACAAGCUGCCUUCCAGCAGCAGGUAACACGUGUUACAGCCUGUCCCUAGGUGAGGCUGUCGAACCUGUUUCCAAACAGAAUGGCCCAAAUCACCAAGCUCCUGGAUGAGAAACGAUGGAUGCCUCCCCCACUUCUUUAUUCAUACAGUAACAGAUUAGAAAUGUGAGGUGCCGAUAGUGGAAUGCUGUGGCUGUUAUUUUGGGUGAUGCCAGUAGCACUGAUACUGGUUGGUGAGUGGGUUGAAAUUGCCUCUAACCUCGAAUCUUGUGUUCUCUUGAAUGAGAAACACUAAUAUAUCUCCUACCCAGACUACUGAAUUUCUCCUGUUGUGUUAAUAAUCUAUAAUAACUUCCAGGGCAUUACAGCUCAGUUUGUAUUGAGUUUUUCCCUUUUCAAAACCCUCUCUUUGAAACUCAAUUGACUCAUAUCAGGUGUGAUUUUCCAGGGUCACCCUGGAUCCAGAUAUACCACACACCAGGCCUUCCAGGCAAUUACUUAAUUACAUUGCUGAAAAUUAACAUUUUCAAUCAUUAUUUUGUCUCCAACAGCAAACACAUUUAAAGGUUUGUGUCGGUCAGUGCCCUGAUCCUCCGUCGUGACACCAGUCACCAUUGCAUUUCAAACAAUGUGCUCAUGUAUAAAAUAAACUGUGAUGUAACCCUGUGUUAACAUACCCACUGUCAAAGUAACACCUUGCAUGUGAAAUUUAUACAUUAAAGUGUGUCUCUCUAGAGGGGAAAUAUUGAAGAGGAA
This is a messenger RNA of Stegostoma tigrinum, 5149 nucleotides long. It is a transcript of the gene slc38a7, whose product is annotated as solute carrier family 38 member 7. The transcript is spliced from 11 exons. Gene Ontology annotation, molecular function: L-aspartate transmembrane transporter activity; L-glutamate transmembrane transporter activity; L-methionine transmembrane transporter activity. The record is from RefSeq and is a predicted model, not a curated record. Lineage: Eukaryota; Metazoa; Chordata; Chondrichthyes; Orectolobiformes; Stegostomatidae. Bases 229 to 1593 code for a protein of 454 amino acids. Gene Ontology annotation, biological process: amino acid transmembrane transport.